Sciurus carolinensis (gray squirrel) is the source of this 5935-nucleotide messenger RNA. RefSeq names its product leucine rich repeat containing 8 VRAC subunit C (gene Lrrc8c). The record is from RefSeq and is a predicted model, not a curated record. The coding region runs from base 356 to 2767 and encodes 803 amino acids. Lineage: Eukaryota; Metazoa; Chordata; Mammalia; Rodentia; Sciuridae. The transcript is spliced from 4 exons. Gene Ontology annotation, molecular function: protein binding.
CGGGGCGGCGCUGGAGGCGGCUCCGUCCGCGGCCGGGGAGGCGCAGGGGAGGAGGGUUGCAGGGCUGGGGCGUUAGCUGCGUCCCGGCUCGGAGCCCGCGAAGAGGACGAGGAGGAAGGCGCCGCGGUGGCCGCGGCUGCAGUGCUCUGGGAGCGACAAGCCAUGAGCAGCGGCCCCGCGGACUACCCCGCUGUCGCUGGCCGCCGCUGAGCCUGGCCCGGAGACCGCUUGCCGCUCCCCAGCACCCUCUCCUGCGGACACCCGAGCACCCAGAGAUUAACGAGGCUGCUUAUGACUAAACUUAGAGUUCUGGGAAUGCAGAUGUUGAAUGAAGUAACAUAUACAUACAAGAAACAUGAUUCCAGUGACAGAAUUCCGGCAGUUCUCUGAGCAGCAGCCUGCCUUCCGGGUGCUGAAGCCAUGGUGGGAUGUAUUUACCGAUUACCUCUCUGUGGCCAUGCUGAUGAUCGGUGUAUUUGGAUGUACUUUACAGGUCAUGCAAGACAAGAUAAUCUGCCUUCCGAAAAGAGUGCAGCCUGUUCAGAACCACACUUCCGUUUCAAAUGUGUCUCAAACUGUUGCCAGUACCACCCCACUGCCUCCACCUAAACCAUCUCCCUCGAACCCUGCCACUGUGGAAAUGAAAGGACUGAAGACAGACUUGGACCUGCAGCAGUACAGUUUCAUAAACCAGAUGUGUUAUGAGCGAGCCCUCCACUGGUACGCCAAGUAUUUCCCUUACCUUGUGCUCAUUCAUACCCUGGUCUUCAUGCUCUGCAGUAACUUUUGGUUCAAAUUCCCUGGCUCCAGCUCCAAAAUAGAACAUUUCAUCUCCAUCCUGGGGAAGUGUUUUGACUCUCCCUGGACCACACGGGCUUUAUCUGAAGUGUCUGGGGAGGACUCUGAAGAAAAGGACAACAGGAAGAACAACAUGAACAGGUCUAACACCACCCAGUCGGGUCCCGAAGGCAGUCUGGUUAACUCUCAGUCUCUAAAGUCAAUUCCUGAGAAGUUUGUGGUUGACAAAUCCACUGCAGGGGCUCUGGAUAAAAAGGAAGGUGAACAAGCAAAGGCCUUAUUUGAAAAGGUGAAGAAGUUCAGGCUGCAUGUGGAAGAAGGGGAUAUACUAUAUGCCAUGUAUGUUCGCCAGACCGUACUGAAGGUUAUCAAAUUCCUAAUCAUCAUUGCAUAUAAUAGUGCUCUGGUUUCCAAAGUCCAAUUUACAGUGGACUGUAACGUUGACAUUCAGGACAUGACUGGAUAUAAAAACUUUUCUUGCAAUCAUACCAUGGCACACUUGUUCUCAAAACUCUCCUUUUGCUACUUGUGCUUUGUAAGUAUCUAUGGAUUGACGUGCCUUUAUACCUUAUACUGGCUGUUCUAUCGUUCUCUAAGAGAAUACUCUUUUGAGUAUGUCCGCCAGGAGACUGGAAUUGAUGAUAUUCCAGAUGUGAAAAAUGACUUUGCUUUUAUGCUUCAUAUGAUAGAUCAGUAUGACCCUCUGUAUUCCAAGAGAUUUGCAGUGUUCCUCUCUGAAGUCAGUGAAAACAAAUUGAAGCAGCUGAACUUAAAUAACGAGUGGACUCCUGACAAACUGAGGCAGAAGCUGCAGACAAAUACCCAUAAUCGACUGGAAUUGCCUCUUAUCAUGCUCUCUGGCCUUCCAGACACUGUUUUUGAAAUCACGGAGUUGCAAUCUCUAAAACUUGAAAUCAUUAAGAAUGUAAUGAUCCCAGCCACCAUUGCUCAGCUAGACAAUCUCCAAGAGCUCUCUCUCCACCAGUGCUCUGUCAAAAUCCACAGCGCAGCUCUCUCUUUCCUGAAGGAAAACCUCAAGGUUUUGAGCGUCAAGUUUGAUGACAUGAGGGAGCUUCCCCCCUGGAUGUAUGGCCUCCGGAAUUUGGAAGAGCUCUACCUGGUUGGCUCUCUAAGUCAUGACAUUUCCAAAAAUGUUACCCUUGAGUCUCUGAGGGAUCUCAAAAGCCUUAAAAUCCUCUCUAUCAAAAGUAAUGUCUCCAAAAUCCCUCAGGCAGUUGUGGAUGUUUCCAGCCACCUCCAAAAGAUGUGCAUUCAUAAUGACGGCACCAAGCUGGUCAUGCUCAACAACUUAAAGAAGAUGACCAACCUCACAGAGCUGGAACUGGUCCACUGCGACCUGGAGCGCAUACCCCACGCUGUGUUCAGCCUGCUCAGCCUUCAGGAACUGGACCUGAAAGAAAACAACCUGAAAUCUAUAGAAGAAAUCGUGAGCUUCCAACACCUGAGAAAGCUGACAGUGCUGAAACUGUGGCAUAACAGCAUCACCUACAUCCCCGAGCACAUAAAGAAGCUCACCAGCCUGGAACGACUGUCCUUCAGUCACAAUAAAAUAGAGGUGCUGCCUUCCCACCUCUUCCUAUGCAACAAAAUUCGAUACUUGGACUUAUCCUACAAUGACAUUCGAUUUAUCCCACCUGAAGUCGGAGUUCUACAAAGUUUACAGUAUUUUUCCAUCACUUGUAACAAAGUGGAAAGCCUUCCAGAUGAACUCUACUUCUGCAAGAAACUUAAAACUCUGAAGAUUGGGAAAAACAGCCUGUCUGUACUCUCACCGAAAAUUGGAAAUUUACUGUUUCUUUCUUACUUAGAUGUCAAAGGCAAUCACUUUGAGAUCCUCCCUCCAGAACUCGGUGACUGCCGAGCUCUGAAGAGAGCUGGUUUGGUUGUGGAAGAUGCUCUGUUUGAAACUCUGCCUUCUGACAUCCGGGAGCAAAUGAAAGCUGAAUAACUUACUUUUCAUCAGAGUUUGACUGAAACACGCUUCUACCAAAUACAGUAUAAAUAAUUAGGUAGUCUUAAUGCCUUUCCUAUUUUAUUUUAAUUUUUUUUCUUUUUCACACAAAACAAAAUGUACACAAAGAUUGAGUAAGGAGUAUGUAUUUUUUAAUAAAAAUUUAAUUGUAUUUUUUCAAUCUUAAUAUUUUAAAGUUUUAUUUGUCUUGGAACCUAAUGUAUCUAUUAUUGUUUUCUACUGACAGAAACAGAUGGUUCCAUCUGUUUUUUGGUUUUAUUUUUUCAGUUCACUCUUGUGAAAGGGAGGGAAUUAUAAAUUGCAUGCACUUUGGCAUAUUUUAAAUGAAUGAAGAUUUUUUGCCAAUGUCAUUUUUAGCCCAUUUGCACCUGUACAGGGUCCUUAUUUUUCUUUUCAUCAUGUCUAUACCAAGGAACCUAUCCUAGUUAGUUAUUUUAAUAACAGUUGUCUCUUCCAUUGGCCAAGUCUUUCAUUCUACAGAAAACUCUUCUCUGAAGUAUAAAUUCACGUAAGUCCUUUGUCAGAGUAUUAUUUUUAAAAUUUGCCCCUAAAUUGUAUUAUUUCAAAUAUCAACAGUUACAAUUAUCCUUAGACAAGGAUUUUGUAAGUUCAUGAAGAAAGCAAUCCUUAGUGGUUGGCAUGCUUGAACUGGUGAUUUAUAAUUCAACUGAUUUGCAUUUUCACCAACCUCCUUUUUAAAAACAUUUAAAAACUAAAUACAAAAGCACCCUCAUUUCUUUAAUUGCAACAUUGCUAUGUAGUACUGGUGAACAGCCUUAGAGAAAUUAGAUUUAUUUUAACAUCCAAAUAGAUAAUUAAAUUUAAAAAUCAUAGACUUAGAAGCCUGUUUUUUGAGUAAUUUAAUCAUCUUUGAUAUCUUGAUAUGCAGAUGCAUCAGAUUAAAAAAAGUCACUACUAAAGCACUCUGUUGAAGAGCUGGUAUAUUCCAUUCAGCUCUCCCUUCCUCCAGGCACUGUGGCAGUGGUAAUCUAUCCAAAUCCUGCCUGUUUCACAAAAUAAUACACUUCUAUAUAUAUAUAUAUAUAUAUAUAUAUACACACACAUGUAUAUUUAUUGAUUUCCCGCAAGCCUGCUAGUGGUACAACACAGGAACUCUGUCUGCUCUCUGGCUUAAAACAUAUCUCAUCUAAAAUGGUUCUGUUAACUUUUUUAGAAGUGUGAAUAAAGUGCUAAGUGGUGUCACUUAGCAAUAAUUUUUGCCUGAUGAUCAGCAGAGUUUUCAUUUACCUUUGUGCUUAAAAUCUAACAUAGUAUGGGGACUUGGGCUAAAUAUUUCACUGGCUGAUCGAAUAAAGCUUUGUAACUUAAUAGCAAAAGAAAGUAGGAAGAUGAUUUGGGGUUUCAAAAUGCUGUUUUUUAAAAAUUGCUUCUUGAUCCUGGUGAAUUUGCCCAAUGCUACUGUAGCUGUGUACAGAAGGCAGCUAUGGGAAUUGCUCAGCAGACACAUGUACCUCGGUUGUGUUUUAAACAUUCAGAUACAUCAGGGGGUGAAGGAUUAAAGGGAAAGAUGCAUUUUAUUUGUUUAAUAAUUCAAUCAGAGAGACCAGACACUUCACAUUUUCUGUUCUAUGUUGAAGUUUCAGAAUGUGAUUUCAUAUAGCUGAUUUAUUUAGACCAGAAGUUAAAAUAAUAAUGUUUUGAAAUAGUAACAUGGUUGUAGUUCUUAUAUGAUGAAAUAUUCAAUUCCAGAAUAUUGGGAUCCUGAUUAUGAACAGUGUGUUUUAUUUAGAAACACAGCCCUAUUUGUUUUAAACAAGCAAUUUGUUGGCAGGUUGUCCAUGGUUGAACAUGACUAAAAUACCCUGUUGAAAAGCAAGCUUAGACACCUGAUGGCAGAACACUGUGUGCACUGUUUUUCUUGAUUGAAUUGUACGGUUAUUUUCUAUAUAACCCUUCAAAAGGGAUCUAUUCAGGUUAAAAUCAUAUUUAUGCUGAAGUAUUUAACUGGUAAUAACUAGUAACCUCAUAUGGAUUCCUAAAUGAAAUAAGUCACUCAUAAUUGGCUUUUAUCACUUGAUCAAAAUUCCAAAAGAAUUUGAUUUGUUUUCUUAAUGAUUUUACAGACUGAUUCCCAACUUAAGUUGUAAAUAACACUCAGAAAAUCAGUAUAGUUCCACGACUUUCAUGUUUUAACUAAGAGGGGAAAUUCAUAGAUCUUUCUAUUAGAUUUUAUAAAGUCAAGUCUAAAACACUUAAUUUUGAGUCUAAAUUUUCUGACUCUGGCCCUUUUAAUAUUGUGAGAUUUUGUUCACAUUCUUAAGUAAAAAGCAUUCAAUUACUAUUUAGCCUUUAAAUGGGAAACUCAGGUAAAUGAACUGCUGACUUUUCUAAAGUUCUUUAACUGAUCAACUCAGUGGACGGAAGUAUUUACCUAAUCACUUUCUGUGUUUUCCAAGUGCUCUUGCUAAAAUUUGGACAACUAGCUAUCUUUCUCCAGCCUCUAUAGAAUUCACCGAGUAACUGCUGUGUAAAUAUAAAAAAAGCAUUAUAUGUAUUCUUAACUCCAGUGGCUGCUUGAACCUCAUGCUGGGUAAGCUUUUUGUUGGUGAGUUUUAUUGUUGAAAUGCAGAGCAGAAAUAAUUGUUUGGAGGUAGUCUGAUUGGAAAAAAUGCAUCCCAGUGGAACCCCCCUCAGAACACCUCGCCUCAGAAAACUAUUGUGUCUUCUACUUAUGUGUUGGGGUUUGUUUUGUUUUUAACACAGCAUAUUUUAAUAUGGUUUUUGAUACAGUAGAAUCUGUUAUUUGCAAUGAUCAAAUUUUCUUACUGUUCAUCUAUCUCUUUCCCUGUCCCUGUAUUCCCAGCUAUUUUAAUAAAUCCUAAUAAUUCACAAGGUAUCUGGUGCAGCAGGUAUUGAUUUCUCAGAAAAGCUGAGAAGAGAUGCCUGCUGCAAAUACCUGCUCGUUUCUAGGCACCUCCUUACCUGGCUCGUGAACCUGUUUGUAGAGGGGUCUUAACAACCUGUAGUAUUCCUUGGGUUACUAGGGAUAAAGGAAGUCCAAGUUCUUACAAUACACUAUUUUAUGAUUUCUGGUGUUAAAAAAGAAAAAAAAAAAAAAUCUUUAUCUCUUAAGAUGUCCCCCAGUAGGGUUUUGUGAUUGUUAAUUUUCUACUAUAAGUAAAC